AUGUCCGUCCUUGAUAUGAUGUCCAUGACAUACAUGUUCUGCUCGAUGAUUUCUCAUACCACGUUUGUCGUGCGAGGGAGUAUUGAUGUAACUUGGGAAGCGAUAGUUGGUGUUCUAGAUGUUUUGGCACAUGGGAUAGGUUUUGCUAUUCAUUUCGUGUUUUGUUUUGAGAUGGGACCUCAAGCGCAUAUGUGUGGAGAUGACAAAAAGAUCAGAAAGUUGCGCAACCACCGAAAAAGGAUCAAUUUUUCUGACGGCAUGAUGUUCACUUUACUGAACGGAACGCCAGAGAGAGAUAGAGAGAUGGAACUCAGAUUGGGUGUAGGCCUGAAACGCAAGAUCCUCUCCGUUUUUUUCUUUCUUUUCUGUGUAUUAUUCUGUUUUGGCUUUCUUGGCAGGGCAAGAGUUUUUGUGUUGUUGAAUUGCAAUGUCGGUGACACCAAUAAGGACGAAGAUGGCUCCAAAGAAAUUAGUCAUGUGUCCUGCUCUUGCUAUUUGAUUUUGUGAUGAAUACUUCACGAUUAAGAUGAUCUAGAUCAAUCUUAUGUUUUUUUUUUCUGGGUUGAACGCUCUAGUUCAAUUCACCAUCUCCAACGAAACUCUUUGAAUUUUAGGUUUUGUUUUCAGGAAUCAAAAUGUGAAUGUGUGCUUUUCGUAAAAAAAAAAAACAAAUGUGAAUGUGUGUGUAGGAAUCUGAACGCUUAAUUUUCUCAGCUUAAUGACUUUCGUUUUUUGAAUUUAUAAUGGAGUUUAAAAUUGCUGCUUUAAGUGUUUUAGGAAAAAAAUUUGAUAUAAGAUACU
Messenger RNA from Thlaspi arvense, 801 nucleotides. The record is from the annotation of a GenBank genome assembly. Lineage: Eukaryota; Viridiplantae; Streptophyta; Magnoliopsida; Brassicales; Brassicaceae.